AGGAGGAAACUGGAAGAGGGGAUGGUGUUCACCGAAUAUGAGCAGAUUCCAAAGAAGAAGGCAGACGGAAUUUUCACCACUGCCAUUCUCCCUGAGAACAUUGAGCGUAAUCGUGUCAGAGAAGUCAUUCCAUAUGAAGAGAACCGAGUGGAGCUGGUACCCACCAAAGAAAACAAUACAGGCUACAUCAAUGCAUCACACAUAAAGGUGACAGUAGGUGGAGAAGAAUGGCACUAUAUAGCUACACAAGGACCGUUGCCACAAACAUGCCACGAUUUCUGGCAAAUGGUGUGGGAGGAAGGAGUCAAUGUGAUAGCCAUGGUGACAGCAGAAGAG
Protobothrops mucrosquamatus (brown spotted pit viper) is the source of this 336-nucleotide messenger RNA. Its product is annotated as tyrosine-protein phosphatase non-receptor type 14-like. The annotation marks the transcript as partial. Gene Ontology annotation, biological process: lymphangiogenesis; protein dephosphorylation. NCBI's taxonomy places the organism in Eukaryota, Metazoa, Chordata, Lepidosauria, Squamata, Viperidae. Gene Ontology annotation, molecular function: protein tyrosine phosphatase activity. The record is from RefSeq and is a predicted model, not a curated record. The transcript has 2 exons.